GUGGGGGAGUGCGAACCGAGGGUAGUGAGGUAGGAGAGAGGAUGGUAAAUUAAAAACGCGAUCAUCGAUGAUUUAAGGUAUCGGUGAUUAAUGCAAUCAAGCCCCCUCCCUUCUCACUCACCAGGUGGCCCGAAGUGUGUGUGAGAUGGAGCAGCAAAACCAUUUCAAGCAGCUGUUGCUGCAGCUCAACCAGCAGCGAGCCAAAGGGUACCUGUGUGAUGUCAUCAUCGUGGUGGAGAAUGCGCUGUUCCGCGCCCAUAAGAACGUCCUGGCGGCCAGCAGCGUCUACUUCAAGUCACUGGUCCCCCACGAUAACCUGAUCAACCUGGACACGGAGAUGGUCAGCCCCUCCGUCUUCAGACAGGUAUUGGACUUCAUCUAUACAGGUCGUCUGUCCAGUUCUGACUCUGUCAGUGACCACAGUGUCUCGUCCCUCCUGACCGCCGCCUCCUACCUCCAGCUGACCGAACUAGCUGCUCUCUGUCGGAGGAAGCUCAAACACAAUGGACAGACCCCCUCCAGCUCCAACAAGUUGACCACCACCUCCCCAACCCCCAAUGGACACACCCCUGGCCCCCUCCGCCUCUCCUCCACCCCCCUCAGAGCAACCCCCAGCCACCAUAACAACCACUCAGGGUCCAGGAAGGGCAACCUGAGGAACCAGAGAUGGGGCCAGGAGGGGAGGCUGAGAGAGGAUCUCUCCGAGGAGGAGGUGUUUAUUUCGGGCUCGCGGUGUGCUUCCCUCAGCCCCUCUGGAGGAAGUAGGGUUAAUGGGCUGGCUCUAGGACUGGACCUGUCCAAGAGGAGUCCAUCAGGAAGCACCGCCACAGAGGAAGUGUCCCCCAGCAGUCUCCCCCAAAGCUCCUCCCCCCACUCCUCAUCUGUUUCUCCCACUCCUCCCACCACGGCAGAGCCUAGGGAGAACCAGAGGCAGCUUCCAAAUACCUCCACAGACCUCUUGCCUAGGGCCCCUUGCAAGAGACCCCGACCCCACAGAGAGGCCACCAACCUGGGAGAGACGGGCAAGGCAAUGCACAAGGGCCUAGUGAAGAAACCAGGUGCACCAGGGCACGAAAAGCUGGUCAGAGGGGAUAGAGUGACCCCAGACCUGGAGGAUGGGGAGGUGGAUGGAGAGGAGAAUGGCCAUGACCAGAGUGAAGAGAGUGGGCACAGUGGGAGUGAGGGAGGAGGAGGAGGAGGAGGGAAGAGAAAUGGGAACACCAACUAUAUCUACCGUCAGCCCCAGCCAGGGUUUGAGCCAGGUGUGGGGGACAAUCUGUACGUCUGCAUCCCCUGUGGGAAAGGCUUCCCCAGCUCCGAGCAGCUUAACGCCCACGUCGACACACACACCCAGGAUGAAAUCUACCUCGAAGAAGAGGAGGAGGAAGAAGAGGAGGGUGGUGUAUACCUGAAGGAUGAAGACCCUGACAUCUAUGCAUCACGGGGGGUGGAGCCUGGCGCUGACGAACCUCGGCAUCGUUGCACAGUCUGCAGUAAGACCUGCAAGGACGCGGUGUCGCUACGGGAACACGAGAAGAGCCAUUGGCUGAACCGGCCGUUCCCCUGUAACAUCUGUGGCAAGUUGUUCACCCAGCGAGGCACCAUGACCCGCCACAUGAGGAGCCACCUGGGCCUCAAGCCCUUCGCCUGCGAGGAGUGCGGCAUGCGCUUCACACGCCAGUACCGUCUCGCCGAGCACAUGCGGGUCCACUCGGGGGAGAAGCCCUACGAGUGCCAGCUGUGUGGCGGAAAGUUCACCCAGCAACGCAACCUCCUCAGCCAUCUAAAGAUGCACACCUCGCCCUCAUAGAGGACACUUCACCAUGGUUACUGCAGCUGGACCACAGAUAUCUGGGCUCUAUUAGGCUGUCUGCCUCAUCUUCAGAUGCUAUCUGGUGUUGCUGUUACCCAUAGUACCUCCUCACCCUUGUAAACACACCUGGGUUCUACCUCAACUUUAGAAACUCACCUUGAAAGGAAUGACCCCACCUUUAUAACCACUCCUCCUGAGUAACUCUGCUCCUUUACUUUAUCUCAACCUCUUAACAACCAUCACCCACACCUCAAAUCAACCAUCACCCAUACCUCAACCUCAUAACAACCAUCACCCAUACCUCAACCAUCACCCAUACCUCAACCUCAUAACAACCAUCACCCAUACCUCAACCAUCACCCAUACCUCAACCUCAAAACAACCAUCACCCAUACCUCAACCUCUUAACAACCAUCACCCAUACCUCAAAUCAACCAUCACCCAUACCUCAAAUCAACCAUCACCCAUACAUCAACCUCAUAACAACCUUCACCCAUACAUCAACCUCAUAACAACCUUCACCCAUAGCCUCACUCAUGACAACUGUUCCUCUGACUUGCCUCAACCCCAUUUUACUAAUACCAACCAUUACGUCACCCUCAGAACCCCAUCUUACUAAUACCAACCAUUACGUCACCCUCAGAACCCCAUUUUACUAAUACCAACCAUUACGUCACCCUCAGAACCCCAUCUUAUUAAUACCAACCAUUACGUCACCCUCAGAACCCCAUUUUACUAAUACCAACCAUUACGUCACCCUCAGAACCCUAUCUUACUAAUACCAACCAUUACGUCACCCUCAGAACCCCAUCUUACUAAUACCAACCAUUACGUCACCCUCAGAACCCCAUCUUACUAAUACCAACCAUUACGUCACCCUCAGAACCCCAUCUUACUAAUACCAACCAUUACAUCACCCUCAGAACCCCAUCAUAAAAUCCACAUAGAGCCAGCCAGCCAGAUGUACUGGCCAUCUCAGGGUCAACACACCACACCUCGCCAUCUGCCAAAGACUCCUUCCCAUCCAAGGUGGCUCAAACGUGUUUUGAUGAUAGCUUUUAGCAUCCAACCAAACUAGUCCUCCCAGGGUGUCAGUUCUGUGCCUCCAGGCUGCUGUAGCUGUCUCUCGCUGGUCAAUGUGUGACCUCAAUGCCUCUACUACCUCAUUAUAAGACACAUACUGGACCCCAGGCAUGACUGGCUAACAGUCAGUAGUAAUACUAUGUUCUCCAGCUAGAUGGAACAGGUUAGUCAGCCUAUCCUCUGUGUAUAUAAUAAUACAUUUUCACCUCCACAUACACAGCCUGUUUGAAACUUGCCGUUAUUAGAAAUUGAUCAGGGGGUAUUCUUAACGCAAUGAUGUUUACUUUACUGUUGGUUUACAGGUCAGGGUUUGUAUUUUAUGUGAAGUCUUGAAAAAGCCAAACUUGGGGGGGUUAAAUGUUUUGAGAACUUAUUGGUACGCUUUUGUGAAUGUUUAAACUGGAUAUUUCUGCUUUGGGCCUGGGAGGGGUGGGGAUAUUUUCUGUGAGGCAUCAUACUCUGGUGGUACUGUUGUGUUUUGUGUGUAGUGUUUUUUUUCUUUAAAGGGCUGGUCUACUGAGACAGGUGGCCAGUAUCCCUGUAUUAAGUUUGCUUUUGGUUUUCAACAAGUUCCUCCUAUCUCUUAAAGAGAUUCUCCGGUACUUUUGUAUACCUUUUUAGCUAGUAGUUCUAAAUGUCAUGCUCACCAGCCAAAAGUGGUCGCUGAAAAAUGCUUACUACGUCACUGUAUGUGCUGAUAUGUUCACCACGUCAUUGCUCUCUUGCUCUGCUGUGUGUGCAUCUUGCUAGCUGUCACUCAAAUGGCGAGGGACUGAAGCUCAUUGGCUAGAACUCAAAUUGCAAUCGGGCUGGCCCACAUGGGAGAAAAUGUAGGGAAAAUGGCACAGCACAGUUUCCAGAAAAACAGUCGCUUUCAAACUAGGGAUUUCGUGGCAAAUUGAGGUAAAAUAGUAUUUCUGCUCAUAGAUUAUGCAUGUAUGAACUACAUAUUGACACAUUCAGCCCAAACCUGGAGAUUUAAAAAACACUUAGCCAAAGUUCCAGAGCAUGUCUUUAGUGCUGUGAGGAGAGCAUAGCUUUCUGGACAGUGUAUUACUAGUGUAUGACAGAGCUGAAACUGCUACGAGAUUGUAUAUUGAAAUCCAAAGAGAACGAAUACAAAACCAACAAACUUAACAACCAAAGUCUUUCAGUGUCAAAGUGAAGUUGUACCCAUGUUAUUAUGUCUAUGGUAUAGUCCACUCCUCGUUCCACACAAACAGCCACGUGGUUGGAAUUACCAAUGUUGAUUGGACCAACCUCACUUUAUGGUCUUGCAUUAUCUUUACUCUGUCCUCAGGAGGACUACAUUUCAUUUCAGACCAAAAAUCUAAGACUGUUGUAUGACUCUGUUUUGGACUAGUAUUUAAAUCCUCUUUCCUUCAUGUUUAUCGCUCAAUUGUUGAAAGAAAGUCAUUUUUACACCAGAAACAUGUAUAUUACUCCUCAACUCAGGAACCAUUGCUGUCAGGGUCUGGCAUCUAUACACUCCUUAUCAACACUCUCUCUGGUUGUUUUGGUUGAGGCAUUUAGAAUGUAAUAUGUCGACAACUCAAAUGAAAGAGAGCCGAGAGAAACAUGUUUGAGCUGUGACAGGGAUACUUCUGACUCAUAUCUUCAGGGAGUGUUCGUUGUGUUGUCAAAUAGUCUGCACUGUCAAAUGUCUGUGCGGAAAGCAUAAACACUAGCUUCCUACACAAGAGAUUUUUUUACAGGGAGAAGGUGGUGAUUAUCUUCUUUCAAAUAACUGCGUGAUGAAAUAUCAAUUUUACUAUUUUAGCUCUUGAAUGUUAUAUCAGCAUGCAUUUGGUCAACAAACCCUUUAUCUAGUAAGAUUGUUCUAUUUGUCUGUUGCUGUCCCUCUGUUUAGGAUGUUGUUGCAGAAACUUAGUGUUGAUGUCUAUUGAUUAUUCACGAAUGUAUUUAUUAGUUGGAUCCUGUUUUAAGCCUCUUUAUGAUAACUCAGUGGAUGAUAGUCAUGGGCUUUGCUACUUUGUUCCUGCUCACCCAGAAAAAAAUAUGCUAAGUAGCUGCACCGUCAACGUCUCUGCUGCUGAACGCGAGCGGAUUGACUAGCAAGGAAACGAGCGGUGUUGCGCUAGCUUAGUUCAUUCUAUUCAUCAGUUCUUGAUCUGUCCUCGGCUGCUAAUGAUGUGAUAAUAGCCUCCUAGUCAGUUCACCAAUGACGACAAGGCAUAUUGAAUGAAUGGUAGACCUGAACUGAGAAGGAAGAUUGAUUAAUUAAGUCAAGGAUGGAGAUCUGAAACAAGCUCGUAUAGGGGCGGCAGGGUAGCCCAGUGGUUCGAGCGUUGGGCCAGUAACCGAAAGGUUGCUGGAUCGAAUCCCCGAGCUGACGAGAUAAAAAUCAGUCAUUCUGCCCUUGAACAAGGCAGUUAACCCACAGUUAAGCCACCUGAACAAGACAGUUAACCCACUGUUCAUUGUAAAUAAGAAUUUGUUCUUAACUGACUUGCCUUGUUAAAUAAAGGUUACAUUUAAAAAAUAUAUAGGCCUUGUUCAGGUGUUCCAUGGUUAUUCCAUUUACAGUAGACUAGGUCUACUACAUUGCAUCUAGUAAUUGAACUAGGCCUAUUCAGAAUUUGUCGCCCCCCCCCCUAAAUGUAACCUAUUAGAAAUGUUUCAAAGUAAUUGAGAACCACUCAAAAUUCAUUCAGGAUCAACUUCUGCGUUGGCUACAUUGUAUUGAUAUAAUUUAAUUCCCUAAGUUUCAGAAAAUUGCAGUUUUUCAAAAAAGCUAAACGCUCCAACUUUCAGAUGGGGUCACCUCCCCCUUACCUGACCUCAGGCCUCCAUUAACACCAAUAUCAGAAAAUUCUAGGGAGAUCCCUGGUUUGUAAAUUAAACAUCUUAGCCAAAACCAAGCACCCAUGAGUCUAUAGCCUACCAUUCGUACUGAGGCGGUCUUCUGCCAACGUCAUUAUCAGGCAAAAAAAAAAAAGGGUACAUUUGUCUCGGAUCUGAGCGUGGUGGAGCCGUCGUGGGGUCCAGGGGCGUCGCUGUCUCGCUGGCGUGUAACUCGUAAAGAUUCUUCAAGAUCGGCAGGUCUGAGCUAAGUUAACCCCAAACAACUUGAUGACGACAUUGUGAGAGUGCCAUAGUAUGAUAUCUUUGGUGAAAUGUCCCUUUUAAAACAUGAAAUAACCAUAAACCACAUCAAGCUCCGAGCCCAAGACACUGGAGACGGGGGGGGAAUUUAAUGUACUGCUCCUGAGGCGUUUGAUGUGUUUUAUACCACUUUUAUCCCAAAGUAAGAAGAAUACAAAGAUGACAUAUUUUUACUGUGCUGCAUUUUUUUUUUUUUUUUUUUUUUUGAGAAUGUGAUCUGUGUUUAUUGUCAUGUCAUCUGUUUUAUAUGCUAGUUUAUCCAUUGGAAUGGAAACCCCAACUCGUGGUAGACACUAUGUAUUGUAUCCUACAGAAAGCAUGUUUUUUUUUCCCAAAGCAACUUCUGUUGAAGGCUGGUAUUGUUACUAGUACAGAGAUGCUUCUUGUUUAAUCUCUACCAGAAAACCAAAGGUGUCUAUGGCAGCUUUAAUAUGUACGUAGUAGUCACACAUGCCACUGCAAAUCCAAACCAAGCCACGAAUGAAUCCACCCAAAAGCAAUGUAAUUCCUAAGACUACUGGGCUAAAACCAUGUCAAAGCUGCAUCUAUGUAUUAAUUUACUUAUGUCUGUUUUUGUAGAACAGGUUUCUCUGUUCUAGAAAAUAUAAUUGAGCAAAUAUUUUGUGUCUUAAUUGAACAUGCUUGCAGACAACUCCAAAGUUGUUUUAAUUCCUCAGUUUGUGUUCAGGAGUUUCUUUAUCCGUGUGGCUCACACACUGCACCGUCACAUGAUUCAGAAUCCACUGGUCAACCUACAGUCUUAAUGUACAGAUAUGGGAAUGUAAUCUAAUAACAAUAUUUUAAUUAAACUUGAU
Oncorhynchus masou masou (cherry salmon) is the source of this 6837-nucleotide messenger RNA. Its product is annotated as hypermethylated in cancer 2 protein-like. Gene Ontology annotation, biological process: regulation of transcription by RNA polymerase II. NCBI's taxonomy places the organism in Eukaryota, Metazoa, Chordata, Actinopteri, Salmoniformes, Salmonidae. The record is from RefSeq and is a predicted model, not a curated record. Bases 146 to 1810 code for a protein of 554 amino acids. Gene Ontology annotation, cellular component: nucleus. The transcript is spliced from 4 exons. Gene Ontology annotation, molecular function: DNA-binding transcription factor activity, RNA polymerase II-specific; protein binding.